AUGGCAGCUGGAGAGGGUGGCACCGGUCGGCCUUCCUUUGCCGAUCUGGUGAGUGCAGUCCCUCAACCUAUUCCGGAGAUGGUUCUUGCACCCAGGAUUCCAAAGGUGCUGGAUGGUGAGGUUUAUUUUCAAUUUACCAAAGAAGAAAUAGCAAGGUCAGCGGAACCUUUCCGAUUUUCUGUUGUUCUCAAGUUCUUGAAGAAUCGUCCGUCAUUGGAUACGGUGAGGGCUUUCAUUCACAAUCGAUGGGGACUUACAGCCACUCCAGUAGUUUCUGCUAUGAGGAGACCGCGAAAUGUGUUUGUUCGUAUGUCUAAUGAUGUGGAUUUUACUAAAGCAUUAUCACGGGAGGUUUGUGAAAUAAAUGGGAUAUUCUACCGUGUCUUUAGAUGGUCUCCUGAGUUCAAUGAGGAUGCCGAACCCUCAAGGGUUCCGGUGUGGAUUUCUUUGCCGGGGCUUCCUCCAAACUUUUAUCAAGAAUCCUUCUUGAAGAUGUUGAUGGCACCGAUUGGAACGUUUAUUAGACGUGACAAUCCGACGAGGUGCGCUACUAGAACGGAUGGAGCACGGCUUUGUGUGGAAGUGGAUGCUGCAAAACCUCCUUUGUCGCAUUUCUGGAUUGGAGUGCCUGGAAUUUCCUCUAGCCAAAAGCAAGAAAUAUUGUAUGAAACACUUCCGGCUUUUUGUUCGUCAUGCAAGAUGCAGGGUCAUGAUGUUUGA
Messenger RNA from Juglans regia (Persian walnut), 720 nucleotides. RefSeq lists its product as uncharacterized. The coding region runs from base 1 to 720 and encodes 239 amino acids. The record is from RefSeq and is a predicted model, not a curated record. Lineage: Eukaryota; Viridiplantae; Streptophyta; Magnoliopsida; Fagales; Juglandaceae. The transcript has a single exon.